This is a messenger RNA of Homarus americanus (American lobster), 324 nucleotides long. RefSeq names its product histone H1-like. The record is from RefSeq and is a predicted model, not a curated record. Gene Ontology annotation, biological process: nucleosome assembly. Gene Ontology annotation, cellular component: nucleosome. Bases 1 to 324 code for a protein of 107 amino acids. The transcript has a single exon. NCBI's taxonomy places the organism in Eukaryota, Metazoa, Arthropoda, Malacostraca, Decapoda, Nephropidae. Gene Ontology annotation, molecular function: DNA binding; structural constituent of chromatin.
AUGCCGUCCCAAGAAGCUGCUGCUAUCCCCAAGACGGCUACUGUCCCCAAGAAGGAUGCCGUCCCCAAGAAGGCUGCUGUCCCCAAGAAGGCUACCGUCCCCAAGAAGACUGCCGUCCCCAAGAAGGCUGCCGUCCCCAAGAAGGCUGCUAUCCCCAAGAAGGCUACCGUCCCCAAGACGGCUGCUGUCCCCAAGAAGGCUACCGUCCCCAAGAAAGCUGUGAUCCUGGAGAAGUUGUGGUCGAGAUCAUGGUUCUAUACUAGAGGCACCAUGAUCAAGGGUGAGAUCACUGAGAUGUGUGAGACGAUGUUUGACUUACAGUGA